CAUCAGAAGCUCACCCGACCCCAUUCAUCGAGUGUUUCAUUGCACCUCCAAGGACCUUCCUAGCACUCCAUCGACUUCAUCUGGACACGUACACAACUCCUCAUCCCUACAAGGCGUACGGCAGAGCCAGACAUCACUCAUCCCGUCCCCGCAAGGUCUGCCGCAUCUGCUUCCCGAGGUCCGUUUGCGUAUCUUGCCUUCUCGCAGCAACCCCAAGUCCCCAGCAUGGCUCCCACACCUUCUUCCUCCUCGGCCUCUACAGGCAGCGGCCCAAAUGCACUCGAUUCGGCCCUCACCUCUAUUCGUACCUCUCUCGCUCUCCCCACCACUUCUCUCAAUCUCCUAGUGCAACGCUUCGUCACCCUCAUGGACCAAGGCUUGGCAGAAAAGGGCGCAGAUAUGGCCAUGAUCCCUGCCUUUGUCACGGGUGUGCCCGAUGGGACAGAGACGGGGACUUACCUCGCUUUGGAUCUUGGGGGAACAAAUCUGAGAGUGUGUGAGGUGAAGCUAAAGGGAGAUGGGACCUUUGAUAUCACCCAGGAGAAGUACAAGGUCUCCGAUGCACUAAAGCAAGGUCCCGUAAGCGAUCUGAUGGAAUACAUUGCCCAGUCCGUCGACGUCUUCCUCACAGACUACGGCUCUUCCUCAGACCAAGAUGUCCUCAACAUGGGCUUCACCUUUUCCUUUCCCGUAGAGCAAACGGCCAUCGCAAAAGGCACCUUGAUCAAAUGGACAAAGGGUUUCAACUGCCCCGACGCACCUGGAAAGGAUGUAGUGCAAUUGCUGCAGACGGCUUUGGAUAGGAAGCAUAUCAAGGUCAAGGUGAAUGCCCUAGUCAAUGAUACCGUCGGCGCUCUUCUAGCCCAUUCGUACCAUAGUGGAGGAGCUUUCAUUGGAGCCAUCUACGGAACGGGAACCAAUGGAGCUUAUGUAGCCAAUGUAGAGGAAGUGAAGAAGUUGCACUUUGGUGAAAAGGGAUCAGGAGCUGAUGCCAAUAGGCCAAAGAAGAUGUUGAUCAACACAGAAUGGGGAGGAUUUGACGACGAUGCUCAAUCCCGGCCCAGCGGCACAGGUCUCACCAUCACUCCCUGGGACAACUACGUGGACCGCACCUCGAUCCGUCCCCGUCAUCACGCCUUUGAGAAGAUGAUCUCCGGAAUGUACCUUGGCGAGGUAGCUCGGGCGAUCAUGGUCUCCCUCAUCGAUCGGCUCCUCCUCUUCAGUGGGUGGAGCUCACCAGCAAUGGAUACUCAGUACGGGUUCGAUACUGCACUCAUAUCUGCCAUUCAGGGGGACAAGACAGAGGCUAGCGAUGCAAAAUCGGCAACACGAAAGGCACUCGUGGGGACAAUGGGGAUCAAGGAGGAACAUGUAUCGGAUUUGGACGUGGAGACUGUACGGACAGUCUGCGACCUGGUCGCUCUGCGCGCUGCAAGACUCUCUGCUGUGCCCAUUGCAGCAACGAUUCAGCACACCAAGCAAGCGCAAGAAGUGGGAUCCGAAGGGAAAAUCAAGGUCGGUGUGGACGGAUCUGUAGUGGAGUACCUGCCUGGGUUCCAAGACCGGAUGAAGGCGGCCCUGGUGGAGAUGCUGGGAGAAAAGAUUGGAGAAAAGGUAGUCUUUGGAUUGGCAAAGGAUGGUAGUGGAGUAGGAGCGGCACUCUGUGCUCUGCAAGCAGUCAAGCAAGAGAGGGAAGGUCACGUCAUUGUGUGAGUGAAAGAAGGAUACAGAAAAUCGUCGAUGAUGCAGUGGCAGCUUUACUGAUUCAUGCGAGUCCUUCUUGACCGUCCUCUUCCAUUACCAGCGCAAAGUGAAGGUCCACCCGUCAUCAAUCUCCGCAUGUCGUGUUGUCUCUUCGUCCAUGAUAACUUCGACCAAUGUCAAUACGUGUAUGGAAACUGAGCUGAUACAGAGCUGUUAACUUCUUGCGAAGAAGAUUGACAGCUCAGCUACCCGGGACUCUACCGCGCUCGAUUGGCUGACCAGGCUCAGUGUCGUUGCCGAACUUAAGUGUAAGUACGGGCAUCGUUCCUAUUGUUGUGAGAUGGCACCUGCUGCAACAAUGCGAAGUGCGUGUGCG
This is a messenger RNA of Microstroma glucosiphilum, 2080 nucleotides long. RefSeq names its product putative glucokinase. The coding region runs from base 226 to 1713 and encodes 495 amino acids. Gene Ontology annotation, cellular component: mitochondrion; cytosol. The transcript has 3 exons. Lineage: Eukaryota; Fungi; Basidiomycota; Exobasidiomycetes; Microstromatales; Microstromataceae. Gene Ontology annotation, biological process: glycolytic process; intracellular glucose homeostasis; glucose 6-phosphate metabolic process. The record is from RefSeq and is a predicted model, not a curated record. Gene Ontology annotation, molecular function: D-glucose binding; fructokinase activity; mannokinase activity.